Messenger RNA from Annulohypoxylon maeteangense, 1647 nucleotides. RefSeq names its product glutamate 5-kinase. The coding region runs from base 174 to 1553 and encodes 459 amino acids. The transcript is spliced from 5 exons. Gene Ontology annotation, molecular function: glutamate 5-kinase activity; RNA binding; ATP binding. Lineage: Eukaryota; Fungi; Ascomycota; Sordariomycetes; Xylariales; Hypoxylaceae. Gene Ontology annotation, cellular component: cytosol; cytoplasm. The record is from RefSeq and is a predicted model, not a curated record.
CGCCCAAUUAGAGCUUGGAAAGCUUCGAUUAUUCCACUGGCAUGUACGCAAACUAGCAGCAGCAACCGGCCAGUUCAUUGCCCUUUUAAGAGACCUGUUGCCGUAAAAUACCUUGGGCAAGCUCCACAUCGAUCCAAUUCCCCUGCAGCACAACGCACUCGCGCCCUACCGCCAUGGCAGAGCCAGGGGGUACGCCUUCAGAUAUGAAGGGUCCUAAGCCACUUACUGUUGUCAUCAAAUUAGGAACUAGUUCCAUUGUUGAUGAGAAGACUCAUGAGCCUCUCUUAUCAAUUUUAACCCUCAUAGUUGAGACAGCUGUUAAGUUGCGCAAAGAUGGACACAAGGUUGUCAUUGUCUCUUCCGGCGCCAUUGGCGUCGGUCUUCGACGAAUGGACGUCGACAAAAGACCAAAGCAUUUGUCUAAAUUACAGGCACUUGCUGCAAUUGGACAAUGCCGCUUAAUGAGCCUAUGGGAUAGUCUCUUUGGACAUCUCCGUCAACCCAUCGCUCAAGUUCUCCUAACCAGAAACGAUAUUGCGGAUCGAACAAGAUAUCUAAAUGCCCAGAACACCAUGAUGGAGCUCCUAGAAAUGGGUGUUAUACCAAUCGUUAAUGAGAACGAUACUUUAGCUGUGGCUGAAAUCAAAUUCGGAGAUAACGAUACACUCUCAGCCAUCACUGCAGCCAUGGUACACGCCCAUUUCCUGUUUUUAAUGACGGAUGUCGAUUGCUUGUACGACAAGAAUCCACGGACACAUCCUGAUGCUCAGCCUAUAGAGGAAGUGGAGGAUAUCAGUGCAAUCCGCGCCGAUGUUUCUAGUGCCGGAUCUUCCCUGGGAACUGGUGGCAUGAGUACAAAGAUUGUUGCCGCUAGGCUCGCAACAUCUGCUGGUGUCACUACCGUUAUCACCCGAUCGUCAUCGCCUGGAAAUAUCGUAAAGAUCGUUCGCUAUGUCCAGGCUCGCAAAAAGCAUACCUCGUCACAUCACUCGCCGACAGCUAGUGAAGAUGAACAUCUAUCCCGAUCAACGGCGUCGCUGAAUAUUGAUGCACUAGAAAAACCCCCUCUGCAUACACGAUUCCUCCCCUUCUCCCAUCCAAUUAGGGAUCGAUACUUCUGGAUUCUUCACGGUCUAGCCCCACACGGUACGAUUUAUAUCGAUGCUGGCGCACACCAGGCCCUUGCAGACAAAGCCGGACUGUUACCGGUAGGCGUGUUGGACAUAGAAGGGCAUUUUGCGCAGCAAGAAGCCGUCCGACUUGUUGUGGUAAAGAGAUUAUCGGAACCCGGACCAGAUGGUAAAUUGUGGGAAGGUCCGGGGAACGAAGUUGGGAGAGCGUUAGUCAACUACGCUGCCCCUGAGAUCAUUCGAAUAAAAGGUCAUCGAAGCGCACAAAUCGGGACGCUUCUAGGCUACGCCGACAGCGAGUAUGUGGCGGAUCGGGAGAGCAUCAGCCUUCUCCAUAGGGAGAGCCGACCCGUUACGCCUGUUUUGGAGAAAUUGAAUGAGAACGGAGGGGUGGCGGCGUAUGAAAAUGACAUCAAUUUAUAGGGAUCAUGAAUGAACGGCGUCGGAGUUAUAGGAAGUACAAAAAUGAUCUUGCUGAACACUCAGCACUUAGAUAAGGCAAAAUUCACUAAUUGGC